Messenger RNA from Scophthalmus maximus (turbot), 1272 nucleotides. RefSeq names its product programmed cell death protein 10. Lineage: Eukaryota; Metazoa; Chordata; Actinopteri; Pleuronectiformes; Scophthalmidae. The record is from RefSeq and is a predicted model, not a curated record. Gene Ontology annotation, biological process: regulation of Golgi organization; positive regulation of MAP kinase activity. Gene Ontology annotation, molecular function: protein kinase binding. The coding region runs from base 248 to 880 and encodes 210 amino acids. Gene Ontology annotation, cellular component: FAR/SIP/STRIPAK complex; Golgi apparatus. The transcript has 8 exons.
ACCUGCUCCCCGAGCUGCUAAUGUCACGUUAGCAUCCUACCUGUUCGUACUGUAACACUUCUCCUCCGCGGUGUCGUCGCCCCUCACCCCCGGCAGCUGUCUGGUCCCACCUCACCUCACCUCACCUCACCUCACCGCAGGCGCUCGUCCACUCCUGCUCCGUCGGUCUCGGCGAGUGAUUGAAUGCGGCGAGACCGGCAUCCGUGGACAAGCAGCACGCACACAAAGGGCCAUUGAUUGGUCAAGGAUGACCAUGGACGACAUGAAGAAUGAAGCCGCCACCGCCUCGAUAGUCUCCAUGGCUGUCUACGCCGUGAUGUAUCCCGUCUUUAACCAGUUGGAGCAAGUCAAUCUGUCAGCAGCGCAGACCUUGAGAGCAGCUUUUAUAAAGGCAGAGAAGGAGAACCCAGGUCUGACCCAGGACCUAAUUAUCAAAAUACUGGAGAGGAAGAACUUAAAAAUCAACUACAGCGAGUCUCUGCUUCGCAUGGCUGCCGACGAUGUGGAAGAGUUCAUGAUUGACAGGCGAGAGCCAGAGUUCCAGGAGCUGAAUGAGAGGGCCCGAGCUCUGAAACACGUCCUCAGCACCAUACCAGACGAGAUCAAUGACAGAGUGGGCUUCCUACCAACCAUCAAAGAUAUUGCCAGUGCCAUAAAGGAGCUGCUUGACACCGUUAAUACCGUCUUCAGGAAAUAUCAGUAUCCGAACCGACGGGCUCUGGAACAACAGAAGAAAGAGUUUGUGAAAUACUCCAAGAGGUUCAGCGACACACUCAAAACCUACUUCAAUGAUGGAAAAGCGAUGAACGUGUUUGUCAGCGCCAACCGGCUCAUCCACCAAACCAACAUGAUCCUGCAGGCCUUCAAGACCGUGGGGUAGCAGCUGGAGAAGACACACGCACACACAUACACGCACGCAUACACACACCGGCAGACAUUUUUAUUUGAGAAGAGGUGAUAUGAGGCUGUGUAAUUUGUAAAGACGUUGUAUUUUUUUGAGCUGUAUAAUUUAUAAUUUCGUGGCUUUGACGGGAGAUCAGGUAGUUUGAGGUUCAAAGCGAAUCAGGUUGACGGUAAUUGCCAGGGAUCUUUACUCUUUUUUAUGUUGCUCUUUUAUCAGAUCUUAAGUCGGUAUUUCUUCAUUCCUUUAUAUAGCUCCCUCCCUGCUCAGUAAUAUGAAGGUCUAAAAAAAAUUUAUAAGGGAAUGUGAUCAUUUGCCAUGUCAUUGUCUUGCAAACUUACAAUAAAAAGACCUGAUAUUGAGUUUCCAAA